Molecule: messenger RNA, 2574 nt
Organism: Salarias fasciatus (jewelled blenny)
Lineage: Eukaryota; Metazoa; Chordata; Actinopteri; Blenniiformes; Blenniidae
Gene: cadm3
Product: cell adhesion molecule 3
Exons: 13
Coding region: 396-2066 (556 amino acids)
Biological process (GO): homophilic cell-cell adhesion
Cellular component (GO): presynaptic membrane
Source: RefSeq, a predicted model, not a curated record
UCGUCUUUCAGACAGUCUGUUUUUGCUGCAGUGAACGGUAGCCUCGGAGAGAGAGAGAGAGAGAGAGAAAGAGAGAGAGAGAAGGGGAGAGAUAGAGAUACAAACAGAGUGAGAGAAAGAGGGAGAGCGGAGGGGGAAAAAAGCAAGAAAAACAAGGAGUCAACAAAAGGAACAAGGAUAUAUAUAUAUUUUUUUCUCCUCUUGAAAAAAGUCGAUCGGAACACGUUGGGAGAGGGAUCCGGACAGCAGGCUGCUGCGCAUCAGAGGAGGGAACCUCACUGGAGAGCUUACUGGAGACCAAACCCGACUCCGGAGGCGGAAUAUAACGGUGACGCUCCAGAGCUCCUCGGCCCUCCUGAGGAUUCGGUGAGACAGGCGGAUCUGUGUGCCCGACCAUGGCCUCCCCAUCAGCCCUCUCCACAUUAUGGAGCGUCAGCUUAUUGACAGUACUCCUCACAGCUGCGGUUCACAGCAACAUUUUCGAUGACGAUGACCCCUUACAGCCAGAAACCUCGGAUGAGGUGGUGUCGGCGGGCGGCACGGUGACGCUGACCUGCCGGGUGAGGGAGAGCGACAACUCCUCGCUGCAGUGGUCCAACACGGCGCAGCAGACCCUGUACUUCGGAGAGAAGAGAGCGCUGAGAGACAACCGCAUCCAGCUGCACCGCUCGACUCCCACCGAGCUCUCCAUCACCAUCGCCGACGUGCAGCUGUCCGACGAGGGCGAGUACACCUGCUCCAUCUUCACCAUGCCGGUCCGCACCGCCCGGGCCACCGUCACCGUGCUAGGUGUGCCCGGGAAGCCUCAGAUCUCGGGCUUUGAGACCGCCGUGCAGGAGGGGAACAAAGUCACCCUGACCUGCACCAGCACCGGCAGCAAACCCCCCGCCAAGCUGCACUGGUACAGAGGAGAGGAGAAGCUGGAAGGGGAUCUGGACGCCAUCGAGUCCGUUCCAGACAACCUCACUUACAACGUGAGCAGCGAGCUCACCCUGGAGGUGACCAGCAGCGACGACAACGCCCUCAUCACCUGCGCCGUGGACCACCCGUCCCUCGCCCCGGGGGACAAGAGGAGCGAGAAGACUCUGCGGGUGUUGUACUCCCCGAAUGUGCAGAUCCAACCCGAGAGCGAUCUGCCUCGAGAGGGGGAGAAGUUUUCGCUUCGGUGUUUGGGCACCGGCAAUCCCGACCCCAUCACCUACAUUUGGGAGAAGAAGGAUGGAGAGCUCCCCUCGCUGGCCAAGUCCGACGGUGCCGUCCUGCACUUCCCGAUGCUCAACAAAUCAGAUAAUGGUGUCUACAUCUGCCACGCCGACAACGGCAUCGGAAACAACCAGGGGGAGUACACUCUCCAGGUGCAAGAUCCAAGAGACCCCGACUCCCCAGACCCCACCACCCCGACACUUGAUUCAACCGCCUCUCCAUCGUUCGCUCCUUCUCCCACCCCUCCAUCGCCCUCCCCCGAUGUUGUCACUGGCUCUGGCACUGACUCCACUCCCUUCUCCACCUCCUCCUCCACCUCCUCCACCUCCUCCCCUCCUGAUCUCAUCUCCACCUCCUCCUCUGACUCCUCUCCUACGACCACCGACGAGUCACAUGCCGUCUCCACCUCCUCCACCACCACCCUCUCGAACGCGCUCUUCCCCGACCUGCCAGUCUCUCCCGACUCCUCCACCUCCUCCCCAACGCUCCCUCCAUCCUCCUCAAGCAUCCACCCUUCCUCCGCUGCUCCCUCCUCCCUCGCCUCCUCCCUUACACCCCCAGUUUCCGUCCGGCUGAAUGGAGUUUACACUUUCCCAGAUGAGGCAGACAGCAUUCCAGACCCCACCGCCAUGACGACCUCUUCGGGGGUGGACCACGCCGUGAUCGGAGGGGUGGUGGCCGUUAUCGUCUUCAUCCUGCUCUGCCUCCUCAUCGUCCUCGGCAGAUACCUCAUCAGACACAAAGGAACGUAUUUGACCCACGAGGCCAAGGGCUCAGACGACGCCCCGGACGCCGACACGGCGAUCAUAAACGCAGAGGGAGGCCACUCCGGAGCAGAGGACAAGAAGGAGUACUUCAUUUAGAGAGAGAGGACAGAGCGGUGGAGGAAAGGAGCGUUGACGAGGAGGAGGAGGAGGAGGAGCGAAACCCGGAGGACGUAGAGUUGAGAGGAAGGGUGGGGAGGAGGAGAGAAGGAAAUAACCUCCAUUUGUUUUCACGACGCUUCAGUUCUUCACUCGGCCGGCGGGAUUGGUGGGAGGGGACGGGAGGGAAGGAACUGUGGGCAAGCUUCAACUGGUACUACCCUCUUUGCAUUGAUACAGGGAAGUGAGAAUUUGCACUGACGUACGGACGAACUGAAGUCACACACUCCCCAAACGCUCACACACACACCCACCCACACACACACACACACACCACACAAGCAUAUGUACAUGAGUCAGCUCUUGCAGAAACCUCUUCUCGCGACGACUCGAACGCUCGUAGAUGCUCAGAUUAACACGCGCGAGCCUCCUACUAACCCACCUGACACAUUAACACCUUUCUAGACGAGCACUGUAUUCUGUUUCUAACUGUCAGCGCGGGAGGGGA